UCACGAUUUGAUAUACUCAACGAGAUCGAUAGCUAGGGUAUUUACCGACUUGAGUGAACAAAAGAAAGCUAUCAUUGGCGAAAUGAGAUUUGGUACAUUGAGACAUAUCCCAGAAUUGAAUGUGUCGCACAAGCUCUCGAGGGAACUAAUUCUUUGCUUUGAUCUCUAUCAUGCAUUCUUGGACACGCACUAUGGGAAAAUCUACAUAACCCCUACCAAGAUAGGACAUGCGCUGGGCCUAAAUUCAGGCGAGAAGAAGAAAAAAUGGAGAAGACACUACCAAAGAAAAGAAAACAACCACAAAGAGUGGCGAAAAAACAAAGCAAAGAAAGGAAGAUUGUUCAGAUGGAUUCGGAAACUGAAACUGAAUCCGAAGAUGAGUAAGAUUCAGAAAUGAUUAUUUUAUUGUUAUAAGUAUAUAUUCUAUUUUUAUUGAUUGAGUCUUUUUGACUGCUUGU
Arachis ipaensis is the source of this 458-nucleotide messenger RNA. The record is from RefSeq and is a predicted model, not a curated record. NCBI's taxonomy places the organism in Eukaryota, Viridiplantae, Streptophyta, Magnoliopsida, Fabales, Fabaceae.